Closterium sp. Naga37s-1 is the source of this 7809-nucleotide messenger RNA. The record is from the annotation of a GenBank genome assembly. Lineage: Eukaryota; Viridiplantae; Streptophyta; Zygnematophyceae; Desmidiales; Closteriaceae.
AUGGAUCGUUUUGCCUCCAGUUCGCGCAUCCCUGGGCCGGCUGCCGGCUCGGAGCGAAGCAGCGCCGGAACGAGUGGGUCCGGAAGUAAUUUAACGGCUGGUACGAGUGGAACGAAUGGUAGUGCAGAUGCCAGUAGCGCUAGCGGAAAGCUUAGUCUUAAAAUCAGCACUGCUGCCGCUGAGGGUCUCAGCAGCGGUGCCGCUCUCAACUCGCGGUCGGCAGCAGCUUCCGGUAAGAAUGCUCCUCGAUUUAAGUACAAACGCACACCGUCACCCCGCGCCUUGCGGGACGGCUCCCCCCGAAGCCGCCGCCCCGCUUCCCCUCGACGUGCGUCUCCCAAGGGCCCUCCGCGCACCCUAGGCGCGGCGGAGAAAUGGGCGGCGGCGCUGGCGCAAGAGCGCAUGCAGCAAGGAGCGGUUCCCCAUUCUGUUGAUUCUGGGUUUCUUUCGGAGCCCGAGGGUGGGGGAAUGCGCGCAGCGUUGCGUGCACGGGCGCAUGGGGGAAGCGCUGGCGUUGCAGGCGCAGCCGCAAUCCGCGCAAUGACGGCGCAGCGUUUUGCGACAGAAGCCGCGCAGCUACGCGGAUUGGAGCAGGCGCUGGCGCGAGCGGGCUCCUCUGCAGCGGCCGUUAGCGGGAAUGGCGGAAAAGCGUCGGCUACUGUGGGUGAACAAAAGGCCACGGGUUCAAGUGUCACGACUGCAGCGAAAGGCAACAAUCUGAUGACGCAGCUGCUCCAUUCAAGCACACUCGCUUCUAUCACUGCAACAGGCAUGGGAGGGGCAGGUUCGUCGAAUCAAGCGAACCAGCUUUCUAGGCCUGCGGUAGCUACAGUCUACCACCUCCGCGCGCACCCCGCGGGGGCCUCUGCGCUACAGAUCUCCCCGCUCUUCCUUGCGUACCUCGAAGCUUCCAAGAAGCUUCACGGAUACAGCGUGUUCGAGCUCUCGUGUCAGCUAUCGUCCGUCCACCUCUGGCCGCAACCGGCGGCGCAGUUCAAGGGGGUCGCAAUGCGCCUGCUGCACGCAGGGGGAGCUCCGCAACAGCGCUCCGCCGCGCGGCCGGCGGGGGGAAAAUGCGCGGACUGGGAGGCGCUGCAGCGGAGUCCGCUGUUGCAGUUUUACGUUUUCUGCCGCCAGAUGCUGCUCGAUCUCCUCGCUUCCUCUGCCGCUGCACUCGACGUUUGCCCCCUGGCGCGCGCUGAGGCGGCUGACGUGGCUGGUGGGCCGAAUGCGAAUGCGAAUGCGAAUGCGAGUGCGAAGGCGGCGUUUUCGGGCAUCGCGCUGUCGUUCGCGCGCAAGCUGUCGGACCUGCGCUGCCUCCAAGCCGCCAUGGGCGUCUGUUCUCGCUGCCGAAAAGUCUCCGGUCCUCGCGGCGAUGCUGCGUGCGUUUGCGCAUCUGACGGCGGGAAUGACGGCGUGUCUCCUCCGCAACUCGCGGAGAAGUGGCUGGCGAUCUGCCGUGGACGAGAGGAGCCGGAAGGUCCAGCGAGAAUAGCGGCGGAUGGGGGAGGGGAGAGUAAUGGCACAAGCAGGAAAAGCGCGGGAAGGGCUGCUAUUGGCUCGUGGGAGAGCGAGGGCGCGGAGAUGUUGGAGGUGGUGGCUCGAGUGAUCACAGCCGUCAGAUCUCAUGAAAUCAUCGGCAAGUUCAAAGAGCGCAUGGCGGAGAUCGACGGGGCGGAGAGCGCAGGUAGAGGGGAAAUGGGGAGUGCCCGAUCGGCGGAGGCGCAGGCGGUGAAAGAAGCGGAAGAGCGCGUGGCGGGAGCGCUGGAGCGCGCAUGGGUGGGGGACUGGGAGGAGAGCGAGGGGGGACAGGGGGAGAGCGGAAGAGGAAGCGGAAACCUGGUGCCCGUGAUCGUGCCGUGCCGCGCCCAUACUGCUGCUUCGGCCUCUUCCGCUUCUUCCGCCUCCUCCGCGUCGUCCGCCGCCUCGCUGCAGCUUCAGCUCGUGAUGCUGCCCUUCGUUCUGCCCCUCUCUAAGCGCGAGCAGCGCCAACCGCAGCAGCAGCUCUCUCACACAAACAUCCGCGCCCAGCCAACCAAAAGCGGGCACGUGUUCCCCUCGCAGCCGCGUGACGUGGCGCGCUGGCUCGUGCACAUGGCAUGCGUCGACGCCUCGUUGCGCCACAUGGCAGCUGCUGACGUGGACCGCGUACUCUGGGCGCUGGAGCGGGGCCUCGUCCACGUGACAUGCUCGGUCGCGAACCGCUCAGGCUCGACAACAGCCUCAGCAGCAGGCUCGGCAGGGAGGCUCGGAGAGCGAGAGAGGCUGCUGAGGAUGCAGCAGCAGGUAACGGCUCUGGUAACUCUGGUCCUGGAGCCGCAAAUCCCGGCGUCCUUGGCGCCUGCUGCUGCGGGUGGUGCUACGGGUGGUGGCGGUCGGAAGGCGAUAGAAGUGGCAAGCCUUGAAAGUAGCAAUUCUGUGAGCAAUGCUUCGUCUGCUCAGGCUGCUGCCGAUGCUGUUGCCCCCGUCGCUGCUGCAGACGCCGCUGCCCCUGCUUCUUCCCCUACUGGUCCUCCUGUCGCCGCCGCCGCCGCCGCCGCCUCUGCCGCCACUGCCGCUUGUCGCGGCUCGGACGCUUCCGCCGCCACCGCCGCUGCGGUGGUGCUUGUGCCGGCCGAAAGUGACUGUAAUGGCGGUUCAGAAGCAGCCGGGAAGGAGGAGGAAACACACAGUGACGCGCAAUUUGGCAUGCCGGCGGCGCUGCUGCCGUCCAAGCUCGCUGCCUUCGCUGAUAUCGGGCUGCCGGCUGCCUCUCUUGGUGCCGGCGCGUUUGGUGAUAUUGGCCUCCCCGCCGCCUCCGCUGUUGCGAGUGAGGAGGCGGAGAGUGAGGAGUGGCAUGACGCGGAGGAAGAGGGGGAGCAGGCGGAAGAACAGGGGGGAGAGCAGAGGGGGCUUAAGAUGGGAGAAGCGGAGGGGGAACGGGGGGUGCAGGCGGAAGGGGAAGAGCAGGGGAAGAAUGAGGAAGAGGCGACAGUGGAGAGCAAGAGUGGUAAUGAUGAGGCGCGGUCCAACGCGGUGCAAGGCGAUGCUGGCGCUCAGAAAUCCCUCGUGUGCGUUCCAGAAGAGGAAGACGUUGCAGAAGAGGAGGAGGAGCGAGGAGAGGGAGGCGAGGCGGCGAGAGAGGAGGAGAGAGAGAAGGUGAGAAAAGAGGGAGUGAAGGCGGAAAAGGUGGAGGAGAGAAAGGAUGAGAAGGUGGGAGAGGAGGGGGAGAGGAGGGAGGAAGAGAAGAGGAUUGAAGAGGAGGGAGGGGGCGAGCAAGAAGAGGUGCUUCUGGCGCAACUGGCGGCGCUGAUGCCGGCGGAAGGGACGUGCGACCGAAGCAGCGGGCAGACAGGCGGAGGCGGAGACGCAGGCGGAGCUGCAUCGGUGAGUUGUGCGCAGGCAGGCGGCGGAAAGACUAUGGCCGCGCAGAUAGAGGGGGAGGUUGCGGAGGAGAAGCGGGGAGGGGGGAAGGUGGCGGAAGAUGAAAGCGGAGAGGGGGUAAAGCGCGGAGGGGCGCGCAAGUGGAUGGACGUGGGGGACAUGGUUGCGCUGUGCGAGAGUAUGCUGCAGGGGGAGGGCGGAGUGGGGGAGAAUGGGGAGGGGGAGGGAGAGGCGGAGAACGGGAAGAAGCGGCAGGUUUGCGGUGGUGAGGCGGAAUCAAAGAGAGGUGGUAAGGCUGAUGAAGAGAGCGGCGGAGACAGCGGGAGUGGAAGCGGGGGUUGCAGUAACCAAGGGUCGGAAGGCAGUGUGACUGCCAAGGGGGCGGACUCUCUGCCUGUGCUGCUCGCCUGCGCCUCCCCGCCCAUGUCUCCGCGUGCACGGCCCGCCGUCCAAUCGUCCUCCGCCACGUCAUCACCCGCCUUCCGCGCGCAGCUGCCGUCAGCAGCGCUAGAGUGGCGCGGAAAGACCGCCGCAUCUUCCGCGUAUGCUUCCCCCAAGGCUGCGCCGGCAUCACUCUCCGCGCUCGCAUCACCCAAAGCCGCGCCUGCUGCUUUCACGUCCCCGGCACUGCGCGCUGCUGCCGCCGCCAGUGCCGCCGCCGCCACUGCAGCCGUCGCCCGCAGCAAGGAUGGGCGCGCGGCGGGUGUAGGGGGUGGGGAGGGCAACACUCACAUGCCAUCCUCAUCGUCAGCGGUGCACUCGCCGCUGCUGUCGCGAAUGCAGCAGCGCGUGAAAGGGGAGGGAGCCACGCAGGGCUCCCCGGAUGCCGCCAGGAUGCGCGCCGCGGAACUUCCGCCGCCGCUAGACCUCAGCUGGCCGCAUGACGUCACCACUCCUGCUACUGCUACUGCUGGUGCUUCUGCCGGUGCUGGUGCAUCAGGGAAUGGGGAUGCGGGGUUGAGAACGAGUGGCGGAUGGCAGCGGCAGGGGGAAUCGACGGCGGCGAAGGCGGCGGUGGUGCGCGCGGAGGCGGCUGCGGCGGCGGUGACGGCGCUGGUGGCGCGGAUCGCGCAGGAGCAGGAGCUCAUGCGGCGAUCCGUGGAGAAAGAGGAGGAGCGGGCGCGGGAGAGGGAGGAGGAGAGGGAGAGGGAGAGAGAGAAGGAGAGGGAAGAAGAGAGGGAAGAGAGGGUGCAGGAGAGGAGGAAGGAGGAGGAGAAGGCAAGAAGGAGUGUGAAAUCGAGGGAAGGUGGGAAGGAGACAGGGAGAGCGAAGGGGAGAGAGGGCGCAGGCGGAAGGGUGUUUGGGAAGAAGGCGGGGGCAGGGGGGCAUGGGGCGGGGAUCGGCGGGACUGCUGCAUCGUUUGACUUCUCCCUGGUCUUUGGGGGGAGGGACGGCGGGCGGGGGAAGGGGGAGAAGGGGGAGAGGCGGGAAGCGGAGGCGGAAGGGAAGGGGGAGAGGGAGAAGGGGCAAGUGUCUCGGUCUGUGGAUUGGGCAGAGAUUGGGAGGAUUGAGAGGGGAGAGGUGGUUGUGGGGAGCGAAGGGAGUGAGGGCGUGGAGUGGGAGGAGGCUGGGGAGGGGAGCGAGAGCAUUGGAGUGUUGGUUUUCGAAGAGGGAGGGUCGGCGGAGGAAGUAGAGGCGAAAGGCAAGGGGCAGGAGCAGGAGCAGGAGCAGGAGCAGGAGCAGGAGCAGGAGCAGGAGCAGGAGCAGGAGCAGGAGCAGGAGCAGGAGCAGGAGCAGGAGCAGGAGCAGGAGCAGGAGCAGGAGCAGGAGGAGAAGGAAGCGAGGGAGAGGGAGGAGAGGGAGAAAGAGGAGAGACUCGCAGCGGUGGCAGCGGCUGCAAGAGCAGCUGCUGAGGCGGCAGCAAAGGCUGCCGUUGCAGGCAGCACUGGUGGCAGUGCAGCAGAGCUAAUGGACGGAUGGGUGGAGGAGGAGGAGGAGGGUUCGUCGUGCGAGUCGUGCACACAGUCGUCGUCAAACUCGUCUGAGGACAGAGUGACAAACCUGGCUGCCAGCGUGGCAGUAGCAGCAACACCAGGAGUCAACGCUGCCACUGGCAACAGCAGCAGCACUGGCAAGGCCAAGGCGAAAGAGCAGAAGAGUCAGAAGAGCGAGCAGACUGGCACACCCGGCGCCAAGCCUGAAGGGGUGAAGCUCACCAGGUCCGGUAGCGGCAGCAGGUCCGGCAACCGCAGCAGGUCCGGAAGCAAGGCCACCAGCGGUGGCAGCAGGUCCGGCAGCGGUUCGGCGGGCGUGGCACGGGCUGGUGCUACCAGUGCGAGCAAGAGCAAGAGUAAGAGCAGAGGCACCACUGGCAGCAUCGGCAGCGCUGCCAAAAGCAGCGGUGGGAAGAGUGCCAACAGCAAGGGAAGCAGCGUCAAGAGCAGCAAGACAGCAAAGCCAGCAGGAGGAGCAGGGACGAAGGGACGCACGGCCAGCGCGCCUCUAGCGCCCGUGCUGGACCCUGUCACGCAGAGCCUAGUGGAACCUGUCAUUCAGGCGGUGGUGAUUGAUGGGGGGGAAGAGGGUGAUGUUGCCGCCGCAGCAGCAGCAGCAGCAGGCACAGAAGCGGUAGGAGCAGGGUCAGGAGUGGCAGACGCAGCAGCAGAGCAGUUUGGCAUGCCGGUGGCGCUGCUGCCCGCAGGCAGCACAGAGAAAGCAUCACAGGACGAAGUGAAGGUGGUGCAAGGGGCAAGCCAACAGCAGCAGGGUGAGGUGGAGAAUGCGAGAGCAGAGAAGGAGGUCCCAAAUGGCGUAUCAUUGUCCGCUGCUGGUAAAUCCGUCUCCCUCCCUGUGUUGCGCAACCCUCUUGCAUUCACUGCCACCACUGCUGCCACUGGAGCAGUGGCAGCAGUGGCCGCAGCAGCAGCGACCGCUCCCAAGGUCCGCAAGGGGGCUCUCAAGAAACCAGGGAGUCCCUCCCGCUUUGCUCUGCGUCACAGUGAGCAGAAACCACAGCAGCUGCAGGGCCAGCAGCAGCAGCAGCAGCAGCAGCAGGAGCAGGAGGCAGAGGGGAAGAGGCAGAUCCCACGCGUGUCCUUCGCAGCGGUGGCGCUGCUGCUGGUGCCAGGCGUGGGAGUGGAGCAGGUGGCAGUGCGCAUGCACACCGACGACCACCGCGCCCCCCUCAUCAGCCGCAGCGGUGUGCCCGCCCGCUCCACCUCCCCUGGCAGAGGCUCGCCCUCCCCCAGUAAAACCCACCCUUCCUCCUCUUCUGCCUCCUCCACCUCCUCCUCCCCUUCCCCUGGUAGAGGCUCUGCUUCUGCUGCUUUCUCAGGCUUCUCCCCUUCCCCUGUGUCUGUCAAGAGCGGGAUGAUUUCGCCCAGGGGGGUGAUUUCGGGCAGGGCAGGGGCAGGCAUGGUGUCUCCAGGGAGGAAGAAUGUUGCGUCUCCGGGCAGGGAGCUUUUGUCUCCAGGCAGGAACAGCAGGGGCGGGAGUCGGGAAGCUGGUGGUGGUGGUUGGAGCGACCAUGAGCCAGAGAGCUGCGAUGAAGCAGCCCCCAGGGAGCACAGGGCGCCCACCCCGGCACGGCCCCGCCGCUCCAUCUCCCAGACCUCCCUCUCUUCAGACGCCCCACUCGUGCGCUCCGCCUCUACCCCCGCCCCUGCUGCGGCUGCCUCCUCUGCUGCCGCCUCUGCUGUUCCCACUGCUGCCUCUGCUGCCACCUCACCUGCAGCAGCGUGCACGCCGUGUGUCACCACAGCCUCGUCCAUGCGCCAUCGCAUGAAGGACUAUGACCAGUCGCGCAUCGACCGCCUCAGAGACGGCGUGCCCCUGGCGGCACGUGAUUCCCCGCAGGCUGGCCUGCCCCUUGUGCGCGACUCCUCUCUGCCUCUGCCUCUCGUCCGUGACUCUUCCCUCCCGGCUCGCCUCUCACACCACCAGCCAACCCACCAGCAGCUACAGCAGCAGCAGGAGGGGGCAGGAGGUAACCACCAGAUGCCAGCGCCUAUUCCUGAGGACGAGGAAGUUCUCCCCCUGCGAUCCCGCCGCAGCUCCAAGUCCCCCUCGCACACCUCCUCCCACCUCACAGCACAGGCAGGCGCCACUCCCCGCCACCCCCGCGCCGCUGCUCCCUCUGCCAAGGCCUCCCCGGCCCAGAGCAGCAGCAAGGGAUCCCCUGCUCUCCCCUCCGUUUCAUCUGCCAGACUCUCCUACUCGACCCCGCCGUCACCCGCACGUUUCGGCCUCGUCCCUCCGUCACCGACCCACUCCCUCGUCUCCUCCACGUUCGCUCGAAUCCCCGCCUCUCCUGGCCGGGAUCUGUUUGGGGGAUCAGCUUUCAGCAAGGAGCGAAAGGUGGAUCAUGGCGCAGUAGAGGGCGUGGGAAAGCUGUCAAAGGUGCCUGAGGAUCCGGGAGAGAAGGCAGGAGGGGAGAAGGUGAAGGACUUGAAGCACAAGUGGAGGUUUCCCAGCAUGCUGCUCCGAGUGGGUGGUGGGAAAUCGUGA